Messenger RNA from Microcebus murinus (gray mouse lemur), 1349 nucleotides. It is a transcript of the gene NDUFA10, whose product is annotated as NADH:ubiquinone oxidoreductase subunit A10. Lineage: Eukaryota; Metazoa; Chordata; Mammalia; Primates; Cheirogaleidae. Gene Ontology annotation, cellular component: respiratory chain complex I; cytoplasm. Gene Ontology annotation, biological process: mitochondrial electron transport, NADH to ubiquinone. The record is from RefSeq and is a predicted model, not a curated record.
GAGGACCCGGCCGCGACCUCAUCCGCUCGGGUCCUUGAGCCGGAGCCGACCGUGCUAGCUAUGGCCUUGAGGCUCCUGAGGGUGGUCGGGGCGUCCACGUCCGCGCGGGUCUUGGUGACCGGCGCCCAGCGCGUGGGAAGAAUUCAUACCAGCGUGCAGGGCAAGCUGCAGUAUGGACCCUUGGCGUUCACGCUCGGUGAAACCACCACCAAAAAACUGACAGAAUACAGCAAGGUGAUAACUGUAGAUGGCAACAUAUGUUCUGGAAAAGGCAAGCUUGCAAAAGAAAUAGCGGAGCAACUAGGCUUAAAGCAUUUCCCUGAAGCAGGGAUACAUUAUGCAGACAGCACUACAGGAGAUGGAAAGCCCCUCGACGUAGAGGUCAGUGGCAACUGUAGUUUGGAGAAAUUCUAUGAUGAUCCGACAAGUAACGAUGGCAACAGUUACCGCCUGCAGUCCUGGCUGUAUGCCAGUCGCCUCCUACAGUACGCGGAUGCCUUGGAACACUUGCUAAGCACAGGACAAGGGGUGGUGCUGGAGCGCUCCAUCUUCAGCGACUUUGUUUUCCUGGAGGCCAUGUACAACCAGGGAUUCAUCCGAAAGCAGUGUGUGGACCACUACAAGGAGGUGAAGAACGUUACCAUCUGCGAGUACCUGCCUCCCCACGUGGUGAUCUAUAUCGACGUGCCUGUUCCAGAGGUCCAGAGUCGGAUUCAGAAGAAAGGAGACCCGCACGAAAUGAAGAUCACCACUGCCUAUCUUCAGGACAUCGAGAAUGCCUAUAAGAAGACCUUCCUCCCUGAGAUGAGCGAGAAGUGUGAGGUGUUGAUAUACACCCCGAGGGAAAUUCGAGACGCCUCGAAGGUGGUGGAGGACAUCGAGUAUCUCAAGUAUGACAAAGGGCCGUGGCUGGAGCAGGACGAUCUCAGUUUCCACAACCUGCGAAUGCUGGUUCAGGAUAAGUUGGCUGUGCUGAAUUACACAACCAUCCCCAUCUUCCUCCCAGAAACCACGAUUGGCGCUUACCAGAGUGACCGUGUCUUCACUAAAUUCCGAGAGCUGCCAGGCCGCAAGUACGCGCCCGGGUACAACGCCGACGUCGGCGACAAGUGGAUCUGGCUGAAGUGAACGGCGCCCUCCGCCCGCUGCAGCACGGCGACAAAGCGGCUCUGGUCCGCCGGACUCUCCCGGACUCCACGUAGCUUUAAGUUGGGGGCUGGGGGGUGCGGGGACGUAAAUGAUCCCAAAAUUGCACAGUAGAAGCCAUGGCCUAGCAAACGCAGUCUGCCCUGUGGUGUAGUUAAUGCAGUUGGCAGAAACAACUUCCAUUAAAAGGUUUUGGAACCUUC